Molecule: messenger RNA, 654 nt
Organism: Plasmodium fragile
Lineage: Eukaryota; Apicomplexa; Aconoidasida; Haemosporida; Plasmodiidae
Exons: 1
Coding region: 1-654 (217 amino acids)
Source: RefSeq, a predicted model, not a curated record
AUGAACUUUAUAAAAACACACAUUUAUGAACAGGAGUAUACCAAUGAAGGAAUAAAAGAACAUGAAAAGGACGCGAGGAGCGCAAAAGAGAUUGAUGAAAAUAACAGGCUAAAGGAGCUACCAGAAUUUAAAAGGGAUAAUCAGUUUCUAAGUCUAUCGGAACAAUUGGAACUCAAAAAAAAUAACAACAGUGGUGCAGGUGGACCAGGCAAAGAAGAUGAAGCAGGACUCGCCAACAUAUAUGACAUGCCUAAUAUGACCGAAGAAUAUGCUGAGUACUACGACAAUUAUGCGAAGCAUGAUAAUUAUAGUAUUCAGAAAAUCAGGGAAAGGGAAAAAGAAGUAGAAUUUGAAUUUAAAGAAGCUUUAAAAAGUUAUGCAAAGAAAAAAGAAUUAAAGGAAAAAGAAGAUGAAGCAGAUUUGUGGAAGGAAGAAGAAAGUAAUCAUCUUAACUUACGUGAGAUAAAAAAAAAUAUGAUUAAAAAAAAAAAAAAAAUCAUUCCAGUUAAUAAGACUAGUGUAAAGGCCAUUAUAAAGACGAAGAAAAAAAGUGCCAUCGCUUCUCCAAAGGAGGGCCAUACAGACGUAAGAAAGGCUUCCACCCGUGAGAACAAUUCCCUGUUGCUUGGUUAUUCCGAUUACUCGGAUGAGUAG